GAUUGAAAAAACGUACCAGGAAGGCCUUUGGUAUACGCAAGAAAGAAAAGGAUACUGAUUCCACAGGAUCGCCGGACAGGGACGGCAUCCUGCCCAGCCCUCAUCCCAAUGAGCCACCUUGCAAUAGCAAACCCGAGAGUGCGCGGGAAGGAGGAAAAAAAUAUUCGAAGAAAACGAAUGGAGCCCCGAAUGGAUUUUAUGCGGAGAUCGACUGGGACAGAUACAAUUCACCUGAGCUGGAUGAAGAGGGAUACAGCAUUCGACCUGAGGAACCAGGCUCUACCAAAGGAAAGCACUUCUACUCCUCGAGUGAAUCCGAAGAGGAAGAGGAGGCGCACAAGAAGUUCAACAUUAAGAUCAAGCCCUUGCAGGCGAAAGACAUCCUGAAGAGCGCGGCGACGGUGGACGAGCUGAAGGCGUCCGUAGGCAACAUCGCACUUUCUCCAUCCCCCGUGAGGAAAAGUCCGCGGCGCAGCCCGGGGACGAUUAAAAGGAAUUUAUCCAGUGAGGAGAUCGCACGGCCCCGUCGUGCCACACCAACACCGGACCCUGCCAGCAAGAGAGUCGGGGAGGACCCUGCCGCGCUGGCCCCGCUCUUCGGGCCCCCACUGGAGUCGGCGUUCGAGGAGCAGAAGCUGGACGCUGCUCUAGACCAGCCAGAGAUAUGGGGCUCGGUCCAGCCGCUCAAUGCAAGCGUCGAGUCCCCAAAGCUACCAAGACCUUUUCCAACUGGAACACCUCCGCCGCUCCCACCGAAAAACGUCCCAGCCACGCCGCCGCGCACCGGCUCUCCCCUGACCGUGGCCAUAGGCGGGGACCAGACAGCAGCUGAGCUCAAAAGUGACAAACUCCCGUCCAUCAAUGACUUGGACAGCAUUUUUGGCCCCGUGCCCUCCCCCAAGUCUGCUGCUGUUAAUGCAGAAGACAAGUGGGUCAAUUUUUCGGAUCAAUCUCCGGAAAACACGACUCCGGAGUUGGUGCCCCAGGAAAAAGCGGGGUCCCCAUCGGCGGCAGCGGGCAGCCCGGCCAAUGCUCCAGCAGCCGAGCCCUCCCGCCCGGUCCCCUCGCCGCUCCACCUGGAAGAGGUUCACAAGAAGUUUUCUGAGCAGCCUCACCUUAAGGAUGAUAACUUGGAGCCGGUUGCCUCUCCCAAAGAUUUUGGGCUGGGACAAAGAGCGACCCCGCCUCCCCCUCCACCACCCACCUACCGGACGGUGGUCUCCUCACCUGGACCGGGCGCCAGCAGCGGCACAGGAAGCACCAGCGGUUCCUCAUCCCCGGCUCGUCCCGGCACACCACUGGCCGCCUGCGGCACCCCUCCUCCACCACCACCCCCGCCCCCCUCCCGGAUGCCUGGAAAAACGGCCGUGAACACCUCCUGCUCUACCUGCUGGCACAGCCUGGCCAUGCUGGCGGCAGACAGUGGUGGGGGCAGCGAUGGUAAAGGCAGAAAAUGGUCCCGGCCUUUUAGCCCUCCUAUUCACUCAUCCAGCCCUCCUCCGAUAGCACCUUUAGCCCGUGCUGAAAGUACUUCUUCCAUAUCUUCCACCAAUUCCCUGAGCGCAGCCACCACUCCCACCGUUGAGAAUGAACAGCCUUCCCUCGUUUGGUUUGACAGAGGAAAGUUUUAUUUGACUUUCGAAGGCUCGUCGCGGGGACCCAGCCCCCUCACCAUGGGGGCACAGGACACCCUGCCCGUCGCCGCUGCCUUCACGGAAACUGUCAACGCAUACUUCAAAGGGGCCGACCCAAACAAGUGUAUCGUGAAGAUCACGGGAGAGAUGGUGCUGUCAUUUCCAGCGGGCAUCACCCGACACUUUGCCAACAACCCUGCUCCGGCGGUGCUCACCUUCCGCGUGCUGAACUACAACAGGCUGGAGCAUGUCCUGCCAAACCCCCAGCUCCUCUGCUGUGACAACACGCAGAGUGACGCCAACACGAAGGAGUUCUGGGUCAACAUGCCAAAUCUGAUGACUCACCUAAAGAAGGUAUCGGAACAGAAACCGCAAGCCACCUAUUACAAUGUGGAUAUGCUCAAAUACCAGGUAUCUGCCCAGGGUAUUCAGUCUACUCCAUUAAACCUUGCAGUGAGCUGGCGGUGUGACCCUGCAAGCACUGACCUCCGCAUUGACUACAAAUACAACACAGAGGCAAUGACCACACCAGUAGCUCUAAACAACGUCCAGUUCCUUGUCCCCGUCGAUGGAGGAGUAACCAAACUCCAAGCUGUGCUUCCUCCUGCUGUCUGGAAUGCCGAACAGCAAAGGAUAUUGUGGAAGAUCCCUGAUAUCUCUCAGAAGUCGGAAAAUGGAGGUGUGGGGUCUCUGCUGGCCCGAUUCCAGCUGUCAGAGGGGCCGAGCACCCCAGCCCCCCUGGCCGUGCAGUUCACCAGCGAGGGGAGCACGCUCUCCAGCUGCGACAUCGAGCUUGUCGGGGCCGGCUACCGCUUCUCUCUCAUCAAGAAGAGGUUUGCAGCAGGUAAAUACUUGGCCGAUAACUGAUAGAAGAUUAUGCAAGUCUAUGGAAAAUAAUAUGGAAAAUACCCAAGGACUGCUGUGCGUGGAACGGGUUUUAAUUACAGUUUAAGGAAAACGAACUAAAUCCUGCACUCGGGACAUUUCUGUUGGAAGUGUCGACAACUUUCAACAUUUUUUUUUCCUUGGAAAACACCGUCUUGACCAGUCCUACAGUAUUUACUUCUAGAUGUAACAUUGUUAAUGGUUUUAAAAUGUAAUUAUUGUAUUUGUAAAUUGUACUCAUUCCAGUAAGGCUGUAUUUUGGCAGUUAGACACUUGAGUUUUAGCAUUUUACCAUUCAUGAAAUGGAUGUAAUUUAAACUGUGGUAUAUAAAUUUAAUAGUAGUACUGUUGAAUGGCACAAUGCUUACAGAGGUAGAUUACAUUUUGUCAAUAUAUACGAUUUAACUACAAUACUGAUAGCUGUUAUGAAGGGGGUGCCUCAUAAAGAGAG
Messenger RNA from Eurypyga helias (sunbittern), 2970 nucleotides. RefSeq names its product SH3-domain GRB2-like (endophilin) interacting protein 1 (gene SGIP1). Gene Ontology annotation, biological process: clathrin coat assembly; clathrin-dependent endocytosis. The transcript is spliced from 25 exons. The annotation marks the transcript as partial. Gene Ontology annotation, cellular component: cytoplasm; plasma membrane; clathrin-coated pit. NCBI's taxonomy places the organism in Eukaryota, Metazoa, Chordata, Aves, Eurypygiformes, Eurypygidae. The record is from RefSeq and is a predicted model, not a curated record.